Molecule: messenger RNA, 1284 nt
Organism: Pipistrellus nathusii (Nathusius's pipistrelle)
Lineage: Eukaryota; Metazoa; Chordata; Mammalia; Chiroptera; Vespertilionidae
Source: the annotation of a GenBank genome assembly
AUGAUGCCGGAGAACGAAGUGGAGCGCUCGGACCGGGCGGCUGCGCUGGCGGGGACGGCUGCAGCCCCGGCGGUGGCCACGGCCGCCCCGGCAGGUGGCGGCCCGGACCCGGGAGCCGCCUCAGCUCCGCUCGGGCCGCACCUGAGCGGGCUGGGCUGGCCGCAGGUGAAGCGGCUGGACGCGCUGCUGAGCGAGCCCAUUCCCAUCCACGGGCGCGGCAACUUCCCCACGCUGAGCGUGCAGCCUCGGCAGAUCGUGCAGGUGGUCCGCAGCAGCCUAGAGGAGCAGGGGCUGCGCGUGCACGGCGUGCGGCUGCACGGCUCGGCUGCCAGCCACGUGCUGCACCCCGAGAACGGCCUGGGCUACAAGGACCUGGACUUGGUGUUCCGCGUGGACCUGCGCAGCGAGGCCUCCUUCCAGCUGACCAAGGAGGUGGUGCUGGCCUGCCUGCUGGACUUCCUGCCGGCGGGCGUGAGCCGGGCCAAGAUCACGCCCCUGACCCUGAAGGAGGCCUACGUGCAGAAGCUGGUGAAAGUGUGCACGGACACGGACCGCUGGAGCCUCAUCUCGCUGUCCAACAAGAGCGGCAAGAACGUGGAGCUCAAGUUCGUGGACUCGGUCCGGCGCCAGUUCGAGUUCAGCGUGGACUCCUUCCAGAUCACGCUGGACUCCCUGCUGCUCUUCAGCCAGUGCUCGUCCACGCCCAUGACCGAGGCCUUCCACCCCACCGUGACGGGCGAGAGCCUGUACGGGGACUUCCACGAGGCCCUGGAGCACCUGCGGCACCGGGUCAUCGCCACGCGCAACCCCGAGGAGAUCCGUGGCGGCGGCCUCCUCAAGUACUGCCACCUCCUGGUGCGCGGCUUCCGGCCGCAGCCCAGCACCGACGUGCGCGCCCUGCAGCGCUACAUGUGCUCCCGCUUCUUCAUCGACUUCCCCGACGUGCUGGAGCAGCAGCGCACGCUGGAGCGCUACCUGGAGGCCCACUUCAGCGGGGCCGACUCUGCCGGCCGCUACAACUGCCUGGCCACGCUGCACCGGGUGGUCAACGAGAGCACCGUGUGCCUCAUGAGCCACGAGCGCCGCCAGACGCUGGACCUCAUCGCCUCCAUGGCCCUCCAGGCACUGGCCGAGCAGGGCCCGGCUGCUGCCGCUGCCAUGGCCUGGUGCUCUCCACGCCCUGAUGGGCCUGUGCCCGCCACUUUCAAUUACUACGUGACCCCUGUGCAGCCCCUGCUGGCCUGGGCCCACUCCUGCUAUCCCACCUGGCUGCCUUGUAACUGA